AUGUUAGUUGCUAGUAAAGGUGUACUUGUCAAAUGUGAUCCGUCAAUAAAGGCACUCAUUAUUCAAAUCGAUUCGGUAAAUCCAGGGAUUGUACUCGAGGAGUUGGAUGACACCCAUUUGUUGAUUCAGCAAGAUAAAGUAGAGACAAUCAAGAACGAACUAAAUAAAAUGUUGUCCAAAAAUAUCUACAACCCGUUUGAGGAGGAGUGA
This is a messenger RNA of Lodderomyces parapsilosis, 210 nucleotides long. RefSeq names its product TFIIH complex subunit. Gene Ontology annotation, cellular component: transcription factor TFIIH core complex; transcription factor TFIIH holo complex. The transcript has a single exon. Bases 1 to 210 code for a protein of 69 amino acids. Gene Ontology annotation, biological process: transcription initiation at RNA polymerase II promoter; nucleotide-excision repair, preincision complex assembly; nucleotide-excision repair. The record is from RefSeq and is a predicted model, not a curated record. NCBI's taxonomy places the organism in Eukaryota, Fungi, Ascomycota, Pichiomycetes, Serinales, Debaryomycetaceae.